This is a messenger RNA of Juglans regia (Persian walnut), 1318 nucleotides long. RefSeq names its product RNA-directed DNA methylation 4. NCBI's taxonomy places the organism in Eukaryota, Viridiplantae, Streptophyta, Magnoliopsida, Fagales, Juglandaceae. The record is from RefSeq and is a predicted model, not a curated record. Bases 45 to 1178 code for a protein of 377 amino acids. The transcript is spliced from 10 exons.
AAAUGUUCGGAGAGUCGGAAGAAGUAGGUCUCUGAAGUCUGAACAUGGCGAGCAUCGGCGAAAGCUCCUGUGCUCCGCCAAACUCCACGGACGACAAGCCGGUCAUCGUUAGGGUUAAGCGCAAAGCUUCUCAGUCUCCCCUCGACGCUUUCUGGCUUGAAAUCAAUGAGAGGCCGCUGAAGCGUUCGUUAUUGGAUUUUGAGAAUCUCUCAAUCUCCGAUUCAUCUGGGAAAGAGGAAUUAAAGACUCAGAAGGUUCUGCUACAGCAUGUGGAGACAAUAAGCAGCUCUGAGGCGAUCAUUGAUGUUGUCCAGUUAUUUGUGGAGCCUAGUUCUGCUGAUGCAUCUUUAGGUAACACAAAGGGUGAGCAACGACGGCACACUUUUAAGAAGGAACAUGAAAGACAAGAUCGGCUGUUGUCUAAAGCCAGAAAUGAACAGGAGGUCUUAGCAAAAAAUGCUCGCUUUGAACAAGUAUGGAGAAGCAGAAGAGGAAACAAAGAGGCAAUGCAUGAUAAAGCAUUAGAUGGAAUGUGUCGGUUUUAUGAUGUUGUCCGUGUUGAUGGUGAGGAAAGAUCCAAUAAGGUGGAACUGGAGGAGGAUAUGUCUUUGGAGGAUCGUAAGCUCUUGUCUAGUUAUCUGCCCCUCCUUAGGGAGUUCAUUCCAUCUGCCGCUUCACAGAUUGAAUCUGACUUGCAUGCUUGCAUGUCAAAACAAGAUGAUUACGAAUAUGACGUUUACACAGUAAGGGAUGGCAUGGACAUAAUUAAGGAAGAUGCUUCAAACCCAUUUCCCCUUGUGCAAGUUGAUGAAGAGGAUUUUUACGAUGGGCCCGACGGAUCAGAUUACGAGACAGAUGAUUCAAAUGCUGAAGAUAAUCCUUUAAAUGAUUAUCCGGAUGAGAUAUCUGCAGAGGAGGAAGUAGAAGCGGAGAGUGAAGCCUCCGAGAAUGAGUCAGAAGAAUGUGAAAGUGAGAGUGGAAGUACUACUUCUUUGGAAUCUGAUGAAUUAGACCACCGUGGCAUAUCAGAUGAUGCAGAACUAUUAUACGACAAGGAGAUUUACGAUCGCGAUGAUUUGGAAUGCGAUGAUUUUGAAUGUGAUGGUGAUGAUGAUGAUAAUCAGGAUGGUCUUAUUGAUGAGCAUUGCACACCAGCUUUUAUGAAUACCCAAUCCUGAAGUAUUAGCACACAGUUGUUAUGAAGGUAGUAUAAUGAAUUGUUAGGUUUAUGAACAUAUUAGCUUUUUGUAGUAUACUUUUAACAUGCGCCUAGUAAUAUCAGUGGUAUUAUGGACAUCUUCCAAUUUGUUCAUUAAAA